Molecule: messenger RNA, 616 nt
Organism: Oryzias melastigma (Indian medaka)
Lineage: Eukaryota; Metazoa; Chordata; Actinopteri; Beloniformes; Adrianichthyidae
Product: protein FAM47A-like
Exons: 3
Coding region: 59-616 (185 amino acids)
Source: RefSeq, a predicted model, not a curated record
GGAUAUCUGCUGGAAACCACAGCUUCAGCUCCACGACAUAUUCCUGCCCCAGCAUUAUAUGAAUGGAAAGGAGGAUUUCUGCGAUCAGCAGAGGAACCCCAGAGUGGAACCUGGGGAACCAGAACCUCCUCAGAUUAAAGUGAAGCAGGAGGAACCAGAACCUCCUCGGAUCAAAGAUGAACAAGAGGAACCAGAACCUCCUCGGAUCAAAGAUGAACAAGAGGAACCAGAGCCUCCUCAGAUUAAAGUGAAGCAGGAGGAACCAGAACCUCCUCGGAUCAAAGAGGAACAGGAGGAACCAGAACCUCCUCAGAUUAAAGAGAAACCAGGAGAACUCUGCAUCAGUCAGGAUGAAGAGCAGCUUGAUCUGAAGCAGGAGACCGAAACCUUGAUGGAGAUUCCUGCUUUGGAGGAACAUGUUGACAGUGAAGCAGAUGGAAACAAUCAGCAGAGUGGGCGCUGCCUGAACCUCGCUGUGAACGGAGAGCUCACUGAGCCCCCUCUCUCCCGUCUGCGGGACCGGCGCGGGUUUCCACCGGGCUACACUGAUCUAUGUCAGAUCAGGCCGUGUCACGCUGAUCCGGGCGCGGACCGGCCCAUAUAUGACAGGUUCUAG